AUGGCCUCUGAACUGGUCACCUCAGGAGUCAACCCCGAAAACCAAGAAACAGCCCCCGCAGACUCCAAGAUCGACCAUGCCGCUUCCAUCCGAUACUGGAACAGCGUCGCCGCCAACUCUAACACUAUGCUGGGCAUGUUGGGGAGUUACCCCUGGUAUACGCGCAUUGACCUACGCGGUUCGAAGAGCUUCCUGUCCAAAGUCCGUCGACUGGUACCGGGAUGCACAACGGAAGGAAAACUAAAGCUGGGAGUCGACUGCGGCGCUGGGGUGGGGCGUGUAACGGAGGGGCUGCUCAGCCAUGUAUGCGAGACAGUGGACGCAGUCGAGCCGGUCGAAAAGUUCACUCAGGUUAUACAUGGCAGCGCCCUGAAGCGGAGUGGCGUCGUGGGCGAUAUUUAUACUAUCGGUUUGGAGGGGUGGUAUCCGGAGAAGAAGUAUGACGUGAUCUGGACUCAAUUUUGCGUGGGACAUCUAACGGAUGCCCAGCUGGUUGACUAUUUUGUGAGGUGUCGUGAAUCUUUGACAGAAUCGGGAAUUGCGAUUGUCAAAGAGAACCAGUCGACUGAUCCCAACGGCAAUGAUAUGUAUGACGACGAGGAUAGUAGUGUGACGAGGACGGAUGAGAAGUUCAAAGAAAUCUUCAAGCAGGCUGGGUUGACUGUUAUCACAUCUGAAUUGCAGUUGGGGUUCCCGAAAAACUUCAAGCUCCUUCCUGUGAGGUUUUAUGCUUUGCGGCCGAAGAGUUGA
Messenger RNA from Aspergillus alliaceus, 750 nucleotides. Its product is annotated as N-terminal protein methyltransferase. Gene Ontology annotation, biological process: N-terminal protein amino acid methylation. Gene Ontology annotation, molecular function: N-terminal protein N-methyltransferase activity. The record is from RefSeq and is a predicted model, not a curated record. Bases 1 to 750 code for a protein of 249 amino acids. Gene Ontology annotation, cellular component: cytoplasm. NCBI's taxonomy places the organism in Eukaryota, Fungi, Ascomycota, Eurotiomycetes, Eurotiales, Aspergillaceae. The transcript has a single exon.